Molecule: messenger RNA, 971 nt
Organism: Populus nigra (black poplar)
Lineage: Eukaryota; Viridiplantae; Streptophyta; Magnoliopsida; Malpighiales; Salicaceae
Product: late embryogenesis abundant protein-like
Exons: 2
Coding region: 218-625 (135 amino acids)
Biological process (GO): response to water
Source: RefSeq, a predicted model, not a curated record
AUGAGUGACACGUCUCCUGUAAUGGCUAGCGUGGCAACAAUCCUUCAUGACUCUUUUGGACUUUCUAACACCAGGUGUAGAAACCUGGUUACAUGCAUGAGCCACGUCUGUUCUCCUCCGCCACUUUAUUAACCUUUUCUUAGGCCAGCCUAGCUAGCUAAGCUUAAACUCUAUCCUUCACUGUCAAAAUCGAAAUUCAUCACUGUUGCUAAAAAAGAUGGCUGCCACAAUAAGAGAUGAGCAAGGCAACCCGGUUCAGUUAACAGAUGAACAUGGCAACCCGAUUCAGUUAACAGAUGAACAUGGUAACCCUGUACAGAUCACUGGCAUAGCCACCACCAAACAACCUCCGACGCUUGGCAAUGUAAGUGGUGAUCAGGUACCUGGUACUGGACUUUUGUCUAGUACUGCCAUGAGCGAAGAUACAACGAAGGGCACUGACAUUCACAUUCAUGAGACGGGACAGCAUGGUGGGUUUGCUGCUGAUCAAGGUGGACAUAAGAAAGAGGAGCAGGAAGAGAUUUCAUCUACUUCAAGCUCUGGCACGUUUGAGGACGAUGGGCCAGGAGGGAGAAAAGGGCUGAAGGAGAAAAUAAAGGAGAAAUUAACUUGCGGGAAGCACUAGGAAGAGCAUGGACAGACCGCUGAGGUACACACCACAACCACCGGUCCAGCUGGAGAACAGUACGAGGAACAUCAGAAGAAGAUUGUGAUGGAAAAAAUCAAAGAGAAGUUGCCUGGCCACCAUAGCCAUCAUUAAAAGAAGUCUGCUAUGGCAGUCCAUUGUUUUUUGGUGUUAAUAUGUUGUUAGUGAUUUCGUGUGGACAGGGUUGAAUUGUGUGUGAAUUAGCUGUUAAGGUUAGUUCUGUAAUAAUUUUAAUAGGCUGUCUGUGUAUUAAGCAUGUAAUCAUGUUUUGGGUUGCAUAAAUAGUUUUCAGUUUGUCCUAGAAAAAAAGAACAUUAAAUCUUGA